AUGCUCCAAAGAACUUGCAAUACUAUACUUGCCUUGUGGUUUAUCUUUCCUUUCUCCUUCGGCUUUUGUGAAGAAGAAACCUUUUAUCGGGAUGUGGCCAUCAUAGGUGGUGGCGCCUCGGGAACCUUCGCUGCACUUAAGCUUAAAGAGCAAGGCAAAUCGAUUAUCGUAAUCGAAAAAGAAAAUUCACUUGGUGGUCAUACCAAUACCUACCAGGAUCCAGGCACCAGGCAGACUGCGGAGUACGGUGUUCAGGUCUUCCAUAACCAGCUGGUAGUUAGGGACCUUUUUAAGCGACUCAAUGUAUCUUGGACCAUUGCCAUCUUACAAGAUGAUCCAUUUCCUCCGAGAUUUCUGGACCCGAAGACCGCUGAGCCGGUUCAUUACUCCAGCCCUAAUGCCACUGCAGCCCUGGGUGCAUACGCAGCUCAACUGGCAAAGUAUCCUGACCUUGAACGAGGCUUCUUUCUUCCGGAUCCUGUCCCCGAAGACUUAUUGACGCCAUUUGGAGAAUUCUUGCAGAAAUACCCAGAUAUUCAGGAUGCAACUUUUAUAGCCUUCAGUUAUGGACAGGGCCUAGGCGAUUAUCUCAAACAACCAACAUUGUACGUCUUCAAAAACUUCGGGUUGGAUAUUGUGCGUGAUAUUUCAAGUGGCUUUAUAGUCACUGCAAAUCACAACAACUAUGAUAUCUACGCACGUGCAGCAGAGGUCCUUCAGCGCGAUCUGCUUUUGAAUAGUAUUGUCGCUAGUACAACGCAGAGAGAUGACAAUGGCGUCGACAUGAACAUCCGAACACCAAAUGGGAAUACCAGAGUGUUAGCAAAAAAGCUCUUGAUCACGAUACCUCCAAAGUUGGAAAAUCUGGGCCAUUUUGCACUAGAUCAUUGCGAGUCUAUUACCUUUGCAAGGUUCAACAACACGGGUUACUAUUCAUCGUUAGUGAAUAAUACUGGGCUGCCACAAAACUUCACUGCCUACUCUGUGAGCCCAGAUACCCAGCAGAAUAUCCCUAUUCUGCCCGGCGUAUAUAACGUUGUUCCGACGUCGAUUGAUGGUGUCUUUGCUAUCAAAUAUGGCAGUCCGAGCAGUUUAUCCGAUGACUAUGUCAAACGCGAGAUCAUCUCGUAUGUCAAAAAGCUGCAGGCCAACGGGCAUGCGAACCCGGUAUCAGGAGAUCCAACGUUUGUGGCCUAUGCAAAUCACGAUCCCUUUGAGUUAACUGUGUCUCCGGCAGAGAUUGCUCGUGGCUUUUACAGAGACUUUUAUUCUUUGCAAGGCUACCGAAGCACUUGGUAUACGGGAGCCGCGUUUCAUACGCAAGAUUCAUCGAUGCUCUGGAGGUUCACUGAUUCUUACGUGCUUCCGCCGUUGUUAAAAUCGUUUGGUUCAUGA
This is a messenger RNA of Penicillium angulare, 1395 nucleotides long. Its product is annotated as amine oxidase, flavin-containing superfamily. Lineage: Eukaryota; Fungi; Ascomycota; Eurotiomycetes; Eurotiales; Aspergillaceae. Gene Ontology annotation, molecular function: oxidoreductase activity. The coding region runs from base 1 to 1395 and encodes 464 amino acids. The transcript has a single exon. The record is from RefSeq and is a predicted model, not a curated record.